This is a messenger RNA of Cherax quadricarinatus, 4517 nucleotides long. Lineage: Eukaryota; Metazoa; Arthropoda; Malacostraca; Decapoda; Parastacidae. The record is from RefSeq and is a predicted model, not a curated record.
GUUAGGAUUUAUUAUUUUAAGAUUAGUAUUUCUGUGUUUAUAGUCAGUGGGUGAGUGAGUGUAAUUGUGAACCACCAGGUGGUUAUCAUGUAGUUAGUUGUCGGGGUGGAUCAGGGAGAUAAGAUGUUUUCUAACUGUAGUUUUGAAAGUGAUGAAUGUGUCUGCAGUUCUAGAGUUUUCAGGUAGGGUGUUCCAGAUUUUAAGUCCUUUGAAAUACAUUGAAUUUUUGUAAAGGUUUAGUCGAACACGGGGAAUGUCAUAGAGAUGUUUGUGUCUGGUUUUAUGCCUGUGGGUUCUGUCACAACUAUCAAGAAAGCAUUUUAGGUCAAGGUUAAUAUUGGAAUUUAAGGUCCUGUAGAUAUAGAUUGCACAGUAGUAAGUGUGGAUGUUCUGAACAGGGAGUAAGUUUAGAUCUAUGAAGAGUGGGGGGGUGUGUUGCCAGGGAUGGGAUUUAGCGAUUAUUCUUACUGCGGCUUUUUGUCGGGUUAUUAUUGGCUUUAGGUGUGUUGUUGAUCAACCAGGCUGUUACUACUGGCUGCACACACGUACGAACCACAGCCCGGUUGGUCAGGUAGUGAUUUUAGGUUCCUGUCCAGCUCCCUCUUGAAGACAACCAGGGGUCUAUUGGUAAUCCUCCUUAUGUAUACUGGGAUGCAGUUGAACAGUCUUGGACAGACUACUAACACUUACUGUGUUAACUCAUUAACUCGUAGUGUACUCAGAGCAUAGCAAAGCAUUUCGGACAAAACUAAUAAUAUAUACGUAUUUAUGAAGGUGCCUUGAUGCCACUGAUGGACUCUUGAUCCAGGGUAUUGGAGUUACUAUCUACUGUCUCCCUUUCCCCAGUUUCAGGUUGAAAUAUCAAAAUGUCAGCUGUACAAACUUGCCUUACUGACCCAAAAGAAACAGGUCAGAUACUAUUUUCAUCUCUGCUGAUCCUUGGUCUUGAUGCUACUGCUCUGGAGCACACACUACGAACACCAGUAAACCAGAAAAUGUUUGUUCAUAUGAAUAAGAGAUUAGGAGAAACCAUACUACAUUUUUUAUUUGUGUGUAUUGAUCAAGAGAAGGCAGCAAAGGUGUUUCGAGACUGCUGGCCAUUUAUAGACAAGAAACAAGAGGCCCAGUUUCACAAGGCAACAUUUGAAUGGUACAAGUCCCUUCAGCAGAGUUAUGGGCAGCCAUUACCAGCUGUUGUGGCCAAAACUUUCAUGGCUCCUGGUGGUCCCAAGUUCACCUCAACAGUGAUGACACUCACACGCAUAGCUUUACACUCUUCAAUUGCCAGGAAAGCUCCAGAUUGUACCCUGCUUCAUUUUCCAUCUCACAGUCGCAAUUCCAAGUUUAACCGGAAAACAUUAUUUUUGCUGCAAGCAUCAAAGUUUGCUCAUCAUCAGAAUUUUAUCACGAAGCAGAGGACUCGUCAGGAAGUCUUGAGGAGUCUUAGAGACAAAGCUAAGGAGUUAUCAAGCAUGUAUCGCAGACAUUAUUCUGAGAAUGAAAAAGCUGUUCAAGAAUUGCAAGAAGCACUGAACAACAAUAAGAGACUGAGCCAGCACCAGAAAGAUGCUUUCUUCAUGGCUCCAUUAUCUGCAGUUCAAAAGGAGAUUCUUGAUGACCUAGCAAAGAUGAAGAAUUCUACCGGUAAAUUAUGGGAACAAGUAGAAAAGUUUCGACUGAUUGAAGAAGCAUCCUGGAAGAUUUUCGCCCCCUUACUAGAUGGAACAACAUUUCUUUCACACAUAAAUGGCUCAAUGUACUCCCCACAAGUUCCUGAAAUGGUGUACAAAACUCAUUUUAACACUAUAAACAAGAUGGGGCUUCAUGGUCUCUAUUUUGAAGACAAGUUAGACCUGUUGAGCUUGAUGCAAUAUUCCAACCUGGCUCUAAGCUGCCUGCUGGACACAAUACGCACCACUCACUGCAAGGCCAAGCCAGAAUCUACAGAAGAACUGAAUGUUCAGUUAGGCCGAGUAACGAGUUUAAAUGAAACGGUUAAUAAUCUGAAUAGUCAGCUGAAUAUUCUUUUACCUUCAUUAAUGGAAAAUGUUGCUACAUAUCGGCGUCAAAUUUCAAACACCUGGCCAUCGAUUGAUUUACUUGAUUUGGAGGGGAAACCUCAUCUGUGCCCACCAACACCACCACUUAGCCUUAUAAAUUCUCCUGUGGCCAUCAAGGCUGGCACCAAAUUUUGUUUACUUCAGCUCACCCCAGGUAUGCAGACCUCUCAACAUGGUUUAAAUAUGACACCUAAUAAGCUGGUGUCUACCAUUGGCAUCAGACAAGCAGUCAAGAAGUCACCUAAAGCUGAUGUGGUUUACUCCCAUUCUGCACAUAAUGAUUCUAUCCAGCUAAUGGCUGGGAAAAACACAAGCAGACGUGUUUCUGAGGCUGGCUUGACCAUGGCUCUGCUGACAGUAGACUGUCGUGGACGGUAUCAAAGAAAGAGACAGGAAGAACAAGAGUUGUUGCACAGUAGUCAUAAUCUUCAUAAAAAGCAAGAAUAUAAAUCUCACAUACCUAAAAGAUGCCUGAUAUCCAAGAACUUUGUAAAUUCCUCUGCAGUCAACAUGAAGGCAAAUAUAGAUAAAAUGGAUGAAUCAGGGGUUGAAAAUCUUGCCAAUGUAAAUCUGAAUGAAGAAAUAAGCGCUGUAACUAAGUGUAAUAAGAAUAGGAAAGAAGAGUUUAAUAAUUCUUUACUUGAUAAACUAGUAAAGAACAUUGCUGACGAGGGCAAUGAUAGUGGUGCUGAAGAGCUCCUUGAUGUUCCUCUCUGGGAUGAGGCUAUGAAAGGUGCAUCUACAUCUGACUCAGGCUGUGUGGAAAUUUCUUCUGAUUCUGAUACCUUACUGAAUGCAGUAGAGCAGAUGGACAUUACACCAAAGCAUGAAUGUUUUAGCAUUAAUGUAGACAACAAAUUUUUAAAAGGCAUUCCACACUCUACAAGAAAAACACUCUCUCCAUUACAUGGUGCUAGUCCAAGAAUCAGUUCAUUUUCUAGAGAAGCACGAGAAAGGUGGAAACUACCGACAGAAGGAUCACCCAUUCACUUUCCUCAGUUCAAAGAUUCAACACAAUAUGGAGCACUUCUAUACUCUAAACAUGCAUCGGAUAAAAAUAGAGUUAGUAACUCAUGCAGGAUACCAAACAAACAGGAGGUUGCAUGUGUGAGUAAACAGAAUACUGAGCAAACAAACAUAAUAAAUGAAUCUUCACAAAACCUCCUAGAAAAAAUGUCCUUUCUCAUCCAAAAUCCAAUUAAGGAAAACACCUCAACUAAAUCUUCUAGAACACUUACAAAGUUUGAUGGCUUGAAGUUUUCUUUAGGAGACAAAAUCAGUAGUACAGAAAGACUAACAUCUGAUGAGCAUAUCAGCCAAAGUAGUACUUUAGAGAAACUCAGAUAUCAUUCAAAGGCAAAUUUAAAUUUAAUAAUGGAACAAGCACAACAAAUGAAACUUAAGCAGCCUUUGAGAGCAAGAAAAUGUGAAUCAAAAUCAAAUUUUAUGUCAUUUGUUGAGAAACUGAAAAAUGGAAAAGAUGUAGAUAAAAAAUUAUCAAAAAAACAACCUAAGCAUACAGUAGACUGGACUAAUCCAGAUAAUACAGAACUUGUGUGUACCACCAGCCCAGUGGAAGAACUUACAUCUUCCCCAGAAUCUAAUAAAUAUGGAGAUAAAACAAAUGUAGAUAUUUAUCAGGAAUGUGAUAACAUUUUCAAGAGAAUGCAAAGCCUUUUAGGAGAUGAUGAUGAAGAUACAUUUACAGAGAGCAAUUUGGAAAUGCAGAAUAUUGAGGAAACCCACGAAGCAGAAGAAACCUUUGCUAAUUCUGCAGAUAAUGAGGACAUAUUAAGCACUCCUGGUCGUAAAUCUUCAUACCUGCCUGACAGUUCUGUGUUUGACACACUUACAGACUCUAUACUUGUGGGCGAGUCUGCUUUGUCUAUUCUAAAUGAUGAUGCUGCGAAGAUGGAUAUUCGCAGAGGUGGGUCCUAUAUAAUGCAGGAUGUUAAACUUUUUCUAAUUUUUUGUUUCAUUAUGAAUACUGUAGUGAUGGGAUGAGUUGAUAGUGACAGAAGAAAUUCUUGUACUAUUACUGUUUCAACUUGCUCAUCUAGCCUUUCUGUUCCCUUUAUUCUUUCAUGGGAUCUUUCUCAUAUGUUCAAUACUCUUAGCUUUAUCCUUCCUUUAGGAAGGUUUUCUGUUAAUCAUUUGUAACCAUUAUACUUAAAGUUUGCAUUUUUCAUGCCAUCCUAUCAUCCAUCAUUAUAUAUAAACCAUUGUAAAAUAAUGUAUUGCUCUAAGUAUUAUUAUUAUUAUCAUGGGGAGCGCUAAACCCAUAGGAUAAUACAGCGCCUGUGGGGGAGGGGAUGGAAGGCAUUCAGGCUUAAUUUAGGGAACUGGAGCACAGAUCCAAUUCCCUAGAUCAAGAGCCCCUCACCAGUGUCAAAGAACCUACCUUGAGGGGUUAUUGCUCUAAAACCUUUCUUUUAGGCAAUAAACAUCUCAAUGUGU